UGGUAGACUACCACUUUUCAGAGAUAUAAGUCGAUUACCGUCUUUUUAUAGAAAGCUUCCGAUUUGGGGCUUUAAAUAAUAGGUUAUCAAUACACAAAUAAACGACUGAGUAAAUGCAAGAGUAGUGAAAAAAGAGAAUAAAGGUCAAUUUACGCGCAGAGUAUUCCAUACUAGAUACAAAUUAGGCAAAUGGGACCUUUUGAUAGCCUGAAACGCAGAAUCUCUAUUUUUUCCAGUGGGAGGGGGUCGAAUUCCGAAUCUACUUGGUCUGGGAGGGGUUAUAACCCCCAUCCCCUCUCCUAGACCGAUCGGUCACUGCGCUGCCUCGUACUGGUGUAAUUUACCGCUGAUAUUCAAGUGUGGGCAUGUAUGUGCAAGCUUAGAACCAGAAGGGCAUAAAUUCAUAUCCUUUAACAGAGUUAAUUCCCUCUUGCUCUCAUCACAUGGAAGUUGAACUUUAUUUUCAGCGUCUUCUUUUACCAACAGGGCAGACAAUAAUUACAGGAAAGCAACAUUGAUCUUUUGACCGCGACGUGUUUCCCGCGACAUAAGGCAAAUCUGAAAUAGUUUUCCGUCCUAUUCCUGCACAGAAUUUUAAUAUCUGUGUGCGGGCACGUAUCCUGUUCAACAAAAUAGGAAAAUGCUAUAAAGCCUUUAGCCUAUAACUAAACUUAGUCAUUUCAUGUCUGCUGGUGAAGUGGAUAUCUGAUAACUACAGGCCCUAUGACUGUAUGUGGUGCGUUGUAAAUGAUUAGGAGGGCGAUGAUAUUGUUUGAUUUUGGAGUCGAAUACAUGGACAUACAUUCAGAGUUCUCAUGUGUGCAUUUCUGAUUCGGGCGCUGAUAUCAGUAGGAUCAAUAUUCGGGUCAAUAUUAAGGUAUGUGGGAGAUGUUCUUUGCUAAUUCGUCAGAGACUUAUUUCAUAUUUCGAUCCACCUGAUAUCAACAGGUUGUUUGGCAUGCCAGAAAUCUACAGCCCCGAUGCUUAGAACCAUUUCACUGGUACUAUAGGUGUUGACAUAAUUAGAAAAAUUGAUUAAUAAUCCAAGUAGGCCUAAUUAAAAAGUUACAAACUCGCACAAGUUUUAAUCGAAGUUCGCUUCUUCUUUACAAUGUUCUAAAUGUUAGGGUUCAUCACACUUCUUCAGAUACUAUUAUUUAAACAGCAGUUGGUAUCAGUCAUGCAAGUCUAGCUGCUAUCUGUAACUGGAUGCAGUUUCAAGAUAAGUCAGUACAUACAUAAUAGGAAUUACGUAGAUGGCAUAUACUACUGAAACGUUGGAGUAACUGAUAUUUUCUGUUUCGAUUGGCUUGCCGGCGUUAAUCCCUCGAAGAGUUUUCACGCACUGAUCAACACGAAACACAAGUGGAGGUUUUCAGGCAGUACGUCGAACGUCCCUUCCUGGUGAUUUGCAUUGUUCAACGGUCAAUUGUGCAACAAUUAAGCAUCCACUUUGGACACGUAUGGUGUUGAUGUCCAGUAACGGCACCAGUCACACGGUACUCAACAGGCCUGACGAUUAUAAUACUCCGAAUUUAACCCACUUGAUAAUUUCUGAAAGAUUUUUAAAAAUAAAUCGGUAAGCAAACAUUGGUAUCAACCAUCAGCCCUCAAAAUGACGAAAAUACUUCGUUUUCUCAUGGUACUCCUGGCGUGCAGUUUUGACCUUGGUGAAAGUGCGAAAUUCCUGUUACCUGCGACCAGUCUGCUGAGCAUGCCAAGCCACUACAUGAGUCUAACAACCAUCACUAAAGCCCUGGUCGAAAGGGGACAUGAGGUGGUCCUGCUAAUCAUCGACAAGAAGGAGACCAAGGGGUUCCUACCAGGGUCUUACACUGCGAACAUCACCUACGCAAACCCGAUGACCGAUGAAGAAAUUGCUUACGUUUACAAGAUUAAAGGUUCCGCGAUGUCAAUCUUGAAAAACAGUACUUUCCUUGAAUCGGUUAUGGACCCUAGUGGACGGGACUUUCAGAAGAUGAUGUAUUUUGGUUGUUUCGAGCUCUUCAAGAAUGAAGACACCCUCCGGAAGUUGAAGCAGGAACGCUUUGAUAUGAUGCUCACUUUCCCUGUGAUGGACUUCUGUGACUCAGCGAUCGCCGCCUAUCUGGACGUACCGUAUACCCUUUUCACCGGGACGCGGCGUACUCCGGCCUUCCACGAGGACAUGGCUGGCAUCCCCAUUCCUAACUCGUACGUUCCUUUUAGUUCAUUCACGCCGUUGCUUACCGACAGAAUGAACUUCCUAGAGCGGGUCCAAAACGCAUUCUUCCACUAUGGCCUACAUCCCAUCGGGGAAUACUUUAUAACUUAUCGCCCUCUCCGUCACUUGCAACGCACCUAUGACAUCCGACAGGACCUGACUCCGUGGCAGCUGAUCACCAGGGCAGAGAUUUGGUUGUGCCACAACACCUGGGCCUUGGAACACCCGAGACCGAUUGGUCCAAACUGGAUCCCCAUUCCAGGGCUCACCAUCAAGAAACCAAAACCACUUCCAGAAGAUCUCGAGACAUUCGUCCAAGGAUCUGGAGAACAUGGGUUCAUCGUGUUCACAUUGGGGUCAAUGACGACGUCGCUUGCAUCGGACGGCAUCAACGACAUGUUCUCGAAAGUUUUCAGCGAGCUACCUCAGAGAGUCAUCUGGAGAUACGUUGGUCCAUCACCCCGUUACCUUGGCAACAACACACUCAUCAAGGAUUGGUUGCCUCAGAAUGACUUGUUAGCUCACCCCAAGGCUCGUGUGCUGAUCUACCACGGUGGCAGCGGAGGUGUCCACGAAGCCAUCCACUACGGCGUUCCGAUGCUCCUCAUGCCGUUGGCCGGUGACCAGGGACAGAACGCCAAUCUGGUAGCAGCGAAAGGGAUGGGUCUUGUCCUGGAUCCCAACGAACUGGAUGAAGCGAUACUCAAAACGGCCAUUCAUGAUCUUCUCACCGAGGAAAGGUACAAGGCUAACGUUAUGAAGGGUUCUGGUAUCCUCCGAGACCGACUAGCCAGUCCGCUCGACACGGCCGUAUUCUGGAUAGAGCACGUGCUCAAGUUUGGUGGCGAUCAUCUACGGCUACGAUCUACUGAAAUGGGAUUCAUCCAGCUCAACUCACUCGACGUAAUCGCAUUUGUAGUCGUUUUAUCAUCAAUACUUAUAUACAUUAAUUAUUUAAUCAUACGAGGGUGUUAUAGGUGCAUUUGUAAAAAGACAAGAAAACAAAAAAGUGACUAAUUGAUACACUUAUUGUAGUCACAUUUCUACUAGCUUUCUCCUUGAUAUACACAAUUAUCUCUCUAUAUUACACUGGAAAAAAUUGUUUUAAACACUUCAGAUUUAAAUAUAAACAUAGGAUUAUUUCUAGAUGAACUGUAGAUUUUUUUUCUAUAUGAACGAAACUCUUACGUAAUAACAUUCUUAGAAAUUUGAGAGCUCAUAAAACAAGGAUUUCGAUUUGGGCAACGUUUAAGUGGGCCUAGUUUAAAGACGCAUAGUGUAGUGGGCUCUCAUUGGGAAUUCGACACCAUUUGGGUGUUAUACCCGAAAACAGGCAGGUGUCGUCAGUCACCAGGAUCAGCAUUCAGUUUUUUAACAAACAGGACUUUUUUUCCCCAUGCACCAAUCGCCCCAAACGGAAAAGUCAUUAUAUCUUAAAUUUUCUUCACCCGAAGAUUCAUUUUGCAUCACUCUGACACUCAUUACGCGCCACGUAUACAUGAACACAUUUUUAAAAACGUUCUUUGACCGAGCGAAGCGAGCGAGCAAAACAAUAAUGACAAUUUUGAUAACAUUUUUACUUUAUAAUCAACACAUCAGAUGAAAUAUAUAAUUAAUAGUGUAGGCAUCUCGCUGCCGAAUACAUGAAUACAAAAAUCAUUGUGUGCGGUCAAUUCGAUGCAAGAAAAUGAGGAGAUUCGGGCAUCUCAUUGCCUAGAAUUAUCCUGUUUCUAAAUGGUGCGAGCGAGUGAAGCGAGCUUGGAUGUAAGACAAUUUUUUAUCUGUAAAAAUACUAUUUCCUCAUGAAAUUGAAUACUUAAGCGGUUUUUUACAUUCCGUUUUCACGAAAAAGACGUUUGUCCAAAAUAAUAAUUUAAAAAAUAUAUAUAUAUUACUAAAAUUCUCGGGCGGUACACCUAAAGAUGUCCUAUGACACCCCACUGUGUUGCGGCACCCCAGUUGAAAAACGCAGCACUUUGUCUACGUGACAAUCGAAUAGUCCUUGCUAAUCAAAACGAUAACGUCCUCUUAAACUCAGACUUCGAUGUUGACUCUGUCAAUCUGACUUGAGACGUGUACGCGGUAUUUCAUUAUAUCUAUAUAAACUAGUUGUAGAGGAAGGAAUUAUAAAUGAUGAUUUUUUUUAGGGGGGGGGAUAUGCAUAAAUAUAAAUAUUUUUGUAUGAAUAUGCAUGUUGUCCUUCUUGAUUAAGCUAAUAAAGCCUUAAACUUCCAAACCGUAUAAUUUUGUAUCCACACAAUAUGUUUGUAGAAUAAUUUACUGUAACUAAAAGAUUAUAUUUGUAAAGGCAUAUAUCUAUAUAUUUUUGUAAAUUGACAUGUUUUUUUUUUAAUCAGGCGAAUAAAGAAUAAAUAAAUUGAAA
Strongylocentrotus purpuratus (purple sea urchin) is the source of this 4586-nucleotide messenger RNA. RefSeq names its product UDP-glucuronosyltransferase 2C1-like. The transcript has 4 exons. The record is from RefSeq and is a predicted model, not a curated record. The coding region runs from base 1616 to 3220 and encodes 534 amino acids. Gene Ontology annotation, molecular function: UDP-glycosyltransferase activity. Lineage: Eukaryota; Metazoa; Echinodermata; Echinoidea; Camarodonta; Strongylocentrotidae.